This is a messenger RNA of Phycomyces blakesleeanus NRRL 1555(-), 1254 nucleotides long. RefSeq lists its product as hypothetical. Bases 1 to 1254 code for a protein of 417 amino acids. The record is from RefSeq and is a predicted model, not a curated record. The transcript is spliced from 3 exons. Lineage: Eukaryota; Fungi; Mucoromycota; Mucoromycetes; Mucorales; Phycomycetaceae.
AUGUCUGAAGUAACACUUACAAGAAGAGAACAACAAGCCUUGAGAAAGGCAGCACUUGAAGCAGCACCUGUCAGAACCCUGAGAGAUAUUGGAUCUGCAUUGGAACCUUCGACAAUUCCUAAUGUUAUGAAGUUGAAGUCUAACAUUGUUCGUGUUUUUGCUUCUGAAUGGGAACUUUGCAAACAAGAAAUUGAAGAACAAUGCUGCAUCAAGUGGAUUAUCAGUCGUCCUAAUAGACAUAGUUCCGCUGUUGAUAUCACUAAGAAGAAGUGUGUGCUCUUCUCCCAGAUAUACUCCUGUCAUAGAGGUAGAAGCUAUGAACCUGAAAGCAGAGAAAAGCAUCCAAUUCAAUGUAAAUUGAAGAAAGUUGGCUGUGAGGCAACUCUCACUAUUACUUGUUAUGCUGACAAGCCUCAUGUUUAUGUGUUUGAUUUUAUUGUCAACCACACCAACUAUAUUCCUGGGGAUAUUAAAACCGAUCUUGGACUUAUUCCUUUAACUCGAGGUCAUCCAGCCCAGGGUCAUCAGCUAGAAAAAUCAGACUUGAGAUUCUCUGCAACAUCGACCAGUAAGAAUAUUCUCUCAAUGGACAUCAACCAAACAAUCUUUUGUUUGCAUGAGGACGACUUUAAGUCUAUGAAGAUGUGGUUUACCAAAAAACUUUCUCCCAAAGGUUUUAUUAUCUUUGAAGGUAACCUGCAGACAUAUUCGAACGACGAGAGCCUGUAUGCAUGUGGAUUUACCUCGCCUUUCCAGCAAAGCAAGAUAAAAGCUGCAGCAACAUUCUGUAUGGAUGCCACCUACAGUAUCACUCAAAGAUCGAAUGACAUUCUUUAUACUAUUGUCAUUCAUGAUGAAGAACUUGAUCGUGGUUUCCCCUGUGCAUACAUGCUGAUCAAUUACCAUUCCUUGGAUUCAAUUGUCCAAUGGUUGAAGCACUUGAAAGACAAUCAGUUGGUUGUAAACCCCCGGCAGUUCACUAUUGACUGUAGUGAUGCUGAGACAAAUUCACUCGUGGCAAUCUUCCCUGGAUGCCAGAUCCAAUACUGUCUUUUUCAUGUCAGUCAAGCAUGGUACAGACAACUAAACCUGAAAGUCAAGACAGGAAAUACUGCUGCCCAAAACCAUUUGGUUCGAGGAGAAAUGAUGGCUUUUCUUAAGCAUAUCAUGUAUGAAGAGCAUAUAGUUGUAUUUCUUGACAAGAUUGCCGACUUCAUUGGAAGACAUCAGCAAAGUCAACCUGAUUUUGUCUGA